Bipolaris oryzae ATCC 44560 is the source of this 1122-nucleotide messenger RNA. RefSeq lists its product as uncharacterized. The record is from RefSeq and is a predicted model, not a curated record. The transcript is spliced from 10 exons. NCBI's taxonomy places the organism in Eukaryota, Fungi, Ascomycota, Dothideomycetes, Pleosporales, Pleosporaceae. Gene Ontology annotation, molecular function: agmatinase activity; metal ion binding. The coding region runs from base 1 to 1122 and encodes 373 amino acids.
AUGGCGCUUGUAUCGUUGCUAUCCAUCACCCCAUUUCUCACCGUAGCGUACACCCGGGAAAUCACUUUUCCGCCCGUCUCUGGAUAUGGAUCUCAGCAGGCGUUCCCUCAAGGACUAUUCGAGACCGAUGUCACUCAAGCCAAGUUUGCAGGGCUAACCACAUAUGCGAGCUUGCCAUAUGUACAUUGUCUCGCGCCUGAAGGAGACGAUGUUGAGCCGUUUGACAUUGCUAUCCUUGGUGCGCCAUUCGACACUGCUGUAACUGGUCGACCUGGAACGCGCUUCGGCCCGGGAGGCAUCCGAGCUGGAUCACGUCGGAUGGGUCCCUCGUGGAGCAUUUAUACGGGAGAAAAUGUGUUCUUCGACUGGGCCAAAAUAGUCGACUGCGGUGACGCUCCAUUGACUUUCUUGGAUAACACAGUGGCCCUGAAGCAGCUUGACAAAGCCCACGAGAUUAUCUCGUCCAGAGAUGCGAACUCAAGUGAGCAUGGUCGUACACCAAAGAUUAUCACUCUAGGGGGUGAUCACACCACCACACUACCUGCGCUACGCUCAGCCCAUAACCACUGGGGUCCAGUCAGUGUGAUACAUUUCGACAGCCAUAUCGACACUUGGGAUCCAAAGGUGUUGGGCGGAGGAAUAUCCCACUACGCUGGUGUCAAUCACGGAACGUUUCUGCAUAUUGCACACGAAGAAGGCUUGAUUCGAAAUACAUCCAUUCACGCUGGCAUCAGAGCACCAGUUUUACGACCAAAAGGUGAUGUUCGGAAUGACAUUCGAUGCGGGUUUGACAUGGUCAAGGCCAGGGACCUUGAUCGCAUUGGCGUGUCGGGGAUCAUCGAGACGUUGAAGGCGCGGGUAGGGGAUAGCAAGGUAUACAUCAGUGUUGAUAUUGAUGUGCUUGACCCGGCCUUUGCUCCUGCCACGGGAACUGCCGAGGUUGGCGGCUGGAGCACGCGAGAGUUACUCUCUAUCCUGGAUGGUCUUGCAGGACUAGAUGUAAUCGGUGCUGAUAUCGUUGAGGUCGCUCCUAUAUACGAUAACCCAGGCGAGCCAACAGUGUUGGCGGCUGCAGAAAUCGUGCUUUCCCUCAUUACAUUGAUGGUGAAAGCACCAGCUUGA